GGGGGGCUGACGUCUUCUGGCGGGUGGCGGUGUUGGAGACGAGAGCUUGGUUAGCCGGUAUUGCUUCUGUCCCAGGAACGCGACGGAGAGUGAGGGAACGAGGGUCGCUUUCGGGGGCUGCUGCCUUCCACGUACGCGUCGUCGUGAGGAGCGCAGCCCGGACUCUCCUGCAACCCCUCCAGCUCCCUUUUCCGCACGCCUCGAGGCAGCGGCGGCAACCGAGACAGCGUCUCACCUUCCCCCACCCCUUCCCCUUGUCCCCCCGCCCGAGAGGGCCCGGUCUGCGCCCCACCCCCGUCCGUUCGCCCGCUACGCCGCCGCCAUGUCGGCGCAGGCCCAGAUGCGCGCGAUGCUGGACCAGUUGAUGGGCACCUCCCGGGACGACUAAGAGGAUUUACCAAUGAACCCAUGUUUACAAGUCCACGAUAUUAUUUAGCUGAAAUGACUGGAUUUUCACUGCUGUGUUGGGCCAGAAGGCCCUGGUGGUGGCAACCGCCUGUGUGCCACUGAAAAUCGUGCCGAUGCCUGGCAUACUGCAUAAAUGGAAGCAGGGUACCGCGUUCAAUGUAUCUAUGCCUGCCUACUUCAGUCUGCAAGGGAGUGUCAGAAAGGCCCCGCAUUCGCCGAGCCCAGCAAAAGGGAGACACUUCAGCUGGAACAAAAUAGUGGAAGAAAUGGCGUCUGGGGUUCAGUGGGGAUUCGCAGAGAUACUACUCGUCAACGAAUCAAAUUCAGUGAUGACAGAGUAUGCAAGAGUCACCUUCUGAAUUGUUGCCCCCAUGAUGUCCUGUCUGGAACUAGAAUGGAUCUUGGAGAAUGUCUGAAAGUCCAUGACCUGGCUUUAAGAGCAGAUUAUGAAAUUGCAUCCAAAGAACAAGAUUUUUUCUUUGAACUCGAUGCUAUGGAUCAUCUUCAGUCAUUCAUUGCAGAUUGUGAUCGAAGAACAGAAGUGGCUAAGAAAAGAUUAGCAGAAACUCAGGAAGAGAUUAGUGCUGAAGUUGCAGCAAAGGCAGAACGUGUUCAUGAGUUAAAUGAAGAAAUCGGUAAAUUGUUGGCUAAGGUGGAACAGCUAGGAGCUGAAGGGAAUGUGGAGGAAUCCCAGAAAGUAAUGGAUGAAGUAGAGAAAGCACGGGCAAAGAAAAGAGAAGCAGAGGAAGUUUAUCGGAAUUCUAUGCCAGCUUCCAGUUUCCAGCAGCAGAAACUUCGAGUCUGUGAAGUUUGCUCUGCCUAUUUAGGUCUUCAUGAUAAUGACAGACGACUGGCUGAUCAUUUUGGGGGUAAACUGCACCUGGGAUUUAUUGAAAUAAGAGAGAAGCUUGAAGAAUUAAAGAGAGUUGUAGCUGAGAAGCAGGAGAAAAGAAACCAGGAACGCCUGAAAAGAAGAGAAGAAAGGGAGAGAGAAGAAAGGGAGAAGCUGAGGAGGUCUCGAUCACAUAGCAAGAAUCCUAAAAGAUCCAGGUCCAGAGAGCAUCGCAGACAUAGGUCUCGCUCCAUGUCGCGGGAACGGAAAAGGAGAACUCGAUCCAAAUCCCGGGAGAAACGCCAUCGCCACAGGUCCCGCUCCAGCAGCCGUAGUCGCAGCCGCAGCCACCAGAGAAGUGGGCACAGUUCUAGAGACAGGAGCAGAGAGCGAUCCAGGAGGAGAUCCUCAAAAGAGAGAUUCAGAGAACAAGACUUAGCAUCACGUGACAGAGACAGGAAUUCAAGAGACAGAUCACCUCGUGACAGAGAUCGAAAAGAUAAGAAGCGGUCCUAUGAGAGCGCUAAUGGCAGAUCAGAAGACAGGAGGAGCUCUGAAGAGCGCGAAGCAGGGGAGAUAUAAUUAGCUGUGUACAUAUCCUCAAUCCUUAAGCUUCCUCUGGAGUUACAUACUAUUGUUUAGUUUACAGCUGUUCAGGGUGACACAGUGAGCAGUUCCAGACACCGAUCCAGCUAGGCUAGGUGUAUAGCAUCUAACUUGAUCUGAACUUGUUUUCUUUGAUGAAGCCUAAAACUACAUCCAUAGUUUCUGGUGAACUUGUAAUACACUUCUGAAAGUACAGUUUUAUAUAAUAAGAUGCUGAUGUCUUUAUUCUUUCUAGUAGGAGUGAUAGUGAAUGAAUUGUGUUAACUUGCCUUGGGAUUUUUUGAACAUUUGUAAAAUGCUGUCUUCCCUUCUCGUCCAAAAAACAGCAACUUUGGGAAUUUCUUUUUAAUCCUUCUUCCUUUGACUCUGUAUCCCCUGAUACCUCUACUCUCUAAUUGUAAGAGAAAGGGGUGCAGGGAAGCAAUAUAACUUCUGUUCUAAGGUUCUAUUCCCAUUAUUAAUUACUAGCUGAUUACAGUUCAGAACAUUUAUACUGGAAUAUGUGCUGGAGAAAUUUAAAAUACUGGGAGUUUUGUUUGUCUAACGGUGCCUAUUUUAGAGUGGGAAGUUGAACAGCUGUUGCAUUACAUGCUUUGCUUUUUAUUGAAAUUUUGAAAUCAAACAUGUCUUGGUUUUUCUGUUCUAUUGAAUAGCUACGUUCAGGAUGUUUUGAGAUGGGGGGGUGGGGGCAGGGACUCUUUCAUAAGCACUUGUUUUAUUUUGUGUGUGUGGAGUAUAAAGAUUACACCCUUAUUGUAAAAAAUAAUAAAAUGAAAAUCACCACCACCAUCGUUAAACUGUAACUUGUCUAGUAAAUUGUCACUAGAACUACUUGCUGUGGCCAUUUCUAUUCUGUUACUAAUAGUGCCUUACUGUGCAAGGCACCAAAGGAAAUAAAUAUAUACUUACA
Molecule: messenger RNA, 2756 nt
Organism: Physeter macrocephalus (sperm whale)
Lineage: Eukaryota; Metazoa; Chordata; Mammalia; Artiodactyla; Physeteridae
Gene: LUC7L2
Product: LUC7 like 2, pre-mRNA splicing factor
Exons: 14
Coding region: 542-1822 (426 amino acids)
Biological process (GO): mRNA splice site recognition
Cellular component (GO): U1 snRNP; U2-type prespliceosome
Molecular function (GO): mRNA binding
Source: RefSeq, a predicted model, not a curated record